Populus trichocarpa (black cottonwood) is the source of this 3577-nucleotide messenger RNA. RefSeq names its product cation/H(+) antiporter 15. Lineage: Eukaryota; Viridiplantae; Streptophyta; Magnoliopsida; Malpighiales; Salicaceae. The record is from RefSeq and is a predicted model, not a curated record. The transcript has 3 exons. The coding region runs from base 863 to 3391 and encodes 842 amino acids. Gene Ontology annotation, biological process: proton transmembrane transport; regulation of pH. Gene Ontology annotation, cellular component: endomembrane system; membrane. Gene Ontology annotation, molecular function: antiporter activity.
UUUUUUCAAAUGAAAUCGAAUCCUUUUGUUAUUAGAUUAAAAAUGAAUAUGAAUACUGUUAAGAAUUGUGUGGGUUAUGAUUUUAGGCUCCUAUAAAUGCUAACAUGAUAGCCACGGCCUCUUUGUGCACGCCUCUGUGCAAAGCCACCAGCAACUAACGAAACCACCAUCCAUGGCAGCCAACGAACUUUCCCUUCUCCACCAGACCACACCAGCAGCUCUCUCUCUCUCUCUCUCUCUCUCUCUCCUGUCGGCAGCCUUUUCUUGCAUCAGUUUUUAAAGAGAAAGAAAGGGUUUCCUUUUCUCCUGUCGGCCCACAGUCCUUUUCUAAUCUUUAAAUUUUCUCUUAAUUUCCUAUAGAAUUCAAAUCUCAAUCUCCACCUUUUUCAAACGGAUUCACGAAAGCUUCUGUUGUUUUGUUGUUCGAAUUGAAAAUACAAUAGAAUUUGGUAAGAAAAAAAUUGCUGUCAAAGGGACUGGGUCAAGGGAUUUAGAGAUUGAUAUCCCAUAAGUUCAGCCAUAAUAAAGGCAGACACAAAAAUGUCCCCAAGAAACUCAAAGAAGCCAGGUAAGCAGAUAACAAUUUUGGGUUUGGAUCGUAACGUCUAACACCAUAUAAGCUGUGUUCUUGAGAUGGCACAUUAACUGUAAUUUUUAUGGUUAUAACUAACUCUAUCAUCUAUAUUAAGCCCUGCACGCAGCAGCAACAGAGAGCACUUUGUACAGAAAAAGAAGAAACAACAUUCAUAUAGAAAAAUUCUUUUUAUUUCCUCUCUUAUUUAUUCCCCUCUGAAUUUUUACAAGAGAGACCGUAGCCGAGGUUGCCAUAUUGUUGCCUUGAUUGCCGACCGAGAGGGCAAGGAUGCAAGGCAGUGACAAAGCAGAACUAAAAUAUACAGCUACGGAAAUAUAUUUUAAUGGUUAUACAAUAACCGCAAACCUGUCUUCAGGUGCACUUAAUGUAUGUAGUUAUGAGGCCGUGAGCAAUUCAACUACCCUUCGGAAAUUUUCGAACCCCUUUCUAGAUGCUACCCCAUUCGUCACAAACCUAUGCUCAGCGAUACUGCUGAUUCAAUUGCUCUUCCUUCUCUUCCAUCGUUUGCCUCGUUUCUUCUCCGAGUUGAUUACUGGUCUACUAAUGGGUCCUAUGGUGCUCGGAGCAAACGCGCUUUUUUCAGAAUACACUCAUCCUGUGAGACAAACUGGAGCGACAGAGACUUUAACAAAUUUGGGAGUCAUUUACUACAUGUUUCUCGUGGGUUUACAGAUGGACCUAACCACAAUAAGAAGAAUCAGUAAAGGUGCAUGGGGCAAUGCUUUGUUUGGAAUUCUAUUACCCUUAGGCAUGGGAGCAGGUUUAUUUCACCUACUACCUGGAAAAACCCACUUUGAGAAUCCUCUUGGUGCCUGGUUUUGGUCUGUUGCCCUCACAGUCACAAGCUUCCCGGAUCUUGCUCAGAUCCUUUCAGACCUGAAGCUUCUACGAACAGAAGUUGGACAAAUGGCCAUAUCCUCAGCUUUUGUUAGUGACAUCGCAUCUUGGAGUUUUCUUGUUGUGACAAUAACAGUUAGUAAUGGGAAAACCCGUGCCUUCAUCCUCCCGACCGUUGCCUUCAUAUUAUUUUGUUGGUUUGUGUUACGUCCGGUUCUUUCGCAGAUUAUUGACAAAGAUUCCUCAAAAGGAGGCAACUACAGUGACCUUUGUAUAUACUCUAUUCUUACUGGGGUGGUCGUUUGUGGAUUCAUCACAGACGCUUGUGGUUCUCACUCUAUGAUCGGAGCUUUUAUGUUUGGACUUAUUAUACCUGAUGGAGAGCUUGGAAUGAUGAUUAUGGAGAAACUUGAAGACUUUGUGCCAGGAAUCAUGCUUCCUGCCUUUUUUGUGCUUACUGGGACUAGAUGCAAUAUUCUUGCUAUGUUUUACAACAUUAAUCCUUUCGCGGUUCUGGGAAUUCUAGUCUUAGCUUGCUUAGCCAAGAUUAUAAGCGGUUUCUUGGUUGCCAUGUACUAUGGCAUGCCAGUUCGUGAAGGUGUCGCCCUUGGAGUUCUUAUGAACGCCAAAGGGGUUUUGGCUUUGAUUAUUCUUAAUGUUGGUAGAGACAUAAAGGCUGUGGAUAACCAACCGUUUACUAUAAUGGUGAUGACAAUUUUACUCAUGACGAUUCUUGUAAAACCGAUCCCCCUUUGGGCUUGUAAGACUACCAAGCAUUUCAGGAAAUACAAACUCCGGACCUUGCAAGAAAGCAAACCUAACUCAGAACUACGAAUACUUGCAUGCAUUCAUACUACUCGCAACCUAUCAGGAAUACUCAACCUCCUUGAACUGUCUAAUUCAACCGAGAAAUCACCAAUUUGUGUAUUUGCUGCGUGUCUAGUAGGUCUGAGUGGACGGACUAAUGCCAUGCUAAUCGUUCACGAUGAGAAUCGUAAUUCCAGUGGCCAAAACUACCCCCCCGCCCGUGGGAGAUCAGAUGCCGACCAAAUCAUCAGCACCUUGGAGAACUACGAAAGAAGAAACCAGUCAAUGUCCUUUCUGCCACUGACAGUUGUAUCUCCUUACACCUCCAUGCACGAGGAUAUCCAUAACCUUGCUGAGGACAAACGCGUGACUUUCAUCCUAAUUCCAUUUCACAAACAAUCUGGUGCAGAAGGGAUGCAACAAGAGAACUCUUCUAUCAGACUAGUAACCCAAAAUCUACUAACAAAAGCUCCAUGCUCUGUGGGGAUAUUUAUUGAUCGAGGCCUCAGUUUGAAGAUUUAUAACGAGGGUAGCCAUCGCAGAGAAAAGCUAAAUUUUGCCAUGUUUUAUACUGGGGGACAUGACGAUCGUGAGGCCUUAACUUAUGCUUGCAGGAUGGCAGGGUCUCUGAAUGUGAGUUUAAAAGUUGUACGAUUUCUUCCAGGUAAAGAAGCAAUAGAAAUGAUGGAUAUGGAAGAGGAAGUGGAGGGUGAAAAUCAAAGAUUUGUUGAUGAUAUGUACCUGAAUGAGUUACGAUUUAUGACAAUGUGCAAUCCAUCUGCAACUUGGGUGGAUAAGUCGGUAAAUAGCGGGGAUGAAAUUAUCAUCGCAGCAAAAGAUCUAGCUGAUGAAUAUGAUCUAUAUAUUGUGGGGAGGGGUCAGGGAAUGAUAAAGCCAUUUGCUUUGGGGCUAUCGGAGUGGAGUAACUGUGAAGAGCUUGGGCCACUAGGAGAUGCAUUAUCAACAUCUGACUUCGCACAACACGCAUCGAUUCUUGUAGUCCAACAACAUUCUGUUUCAACCAUGAAAAACAAGGGCAUGCCGCAGCAUCAAGAGAAAGCUGGACUUGAAACUUGGAAAUCUCCUUUGAGUAGUCGUGACCUUCUGAACAUUGUAAAUCACAGAAAGAAGACAGAUGAAGAGGAUGAUUAAAUGGGAGGCUUAUAGCAUAUCAUGUAGCCAAAUUCAAAUGGUAUAAGAUCUUAUGUAGAAGUUCUGCCUACAUCGAUCACAUUAAGUUUUUGGUUGAUUGUUUUGGGCUAAAAAGAAAUGGAUGUACAGUUGAGCAUGGAUAAUUUUUCUAAAUCAUGCAAUUAAAGAUAGAAUGUAUUGCAUCAA